Molecule: messenger RNA, 336 nt
Organism: Saccharomyces paradoxus
Lineage: Eukaryota; Fungi; Ascomycota; Saccharomycetes; Saccharomycetales; Saccharomycetaceae
Gene: CMC1
Product: Cmc1p
Exons: 1
Coding region: 1-336 (111 amino acids)
Source: RefSeq, a predicted model, not a curated record
AUGGAGCAAAAUAAGGACCCGCAGAUGAUUUCAAAACAUAGCUCUAGGCUACCUAUAUGGGUACUAAGUCCCCGUGAAGAACAACAGGCUCGUAAGAACUUGAAGACGGCAACUUAUGAGAAAUGUGCAAAUUUCGUACAAGCGAUGGCAGACUGUGCUAAGGCAAAUGGAAUGAAGGUUUUUCCAACUUGCGAUAAGCAACGGGAUGAAAUGAAAUCGUGUCUCCUGUUUUAUCAAACAGAUGCGAAAUAUUUAGAUGAUGAAAGGGACAAAAUUAUUUUAGAAAAGAUCAACAAGCUCGAAGAGUUAUGUCAAAAGCAAAACUCGACAAAAUAA